CCACCGAUUGUUUUGCAUAGCUCAAAAUCGCGUAUAUAUAUAAUGAUUUUAUAUACACAUAAUAAUUAUAUUAUUAUAUUUCAAAUUUAUUCAUAAAAUAUUACGUCGGGUCGGUCCGGUGAGCUAUAUACAAAAAUUGCGGAAGCCAGAGGGAAGGUGGACAUUUUGCAUGCGCACUCGAAACCUUUGUCAACGCUAACUCGUAUUUGUUGGACUGUUCACACCAAAGAAGCAAGGAACGGAGGGGAGCAGAAGCAGAGCACAAGAAAAGCAGACUGAAAUACCAGACGAAAAGGAAGAAAAGGGAAAAUAAAUAACAGUGCGAAAACGAGAAGAUUCCAGCGCCCUCGUCGAUCGCAAGAAUGGCUAAUAUGAUUGGCAACAACCACAACAACUCCACCGCGAACAACAGCAGCAGCCACCAGAACAGUAGCGCCAACUACACUUACAAUAGCCACAACAGUGUGAGUGUGGACAGCGGAAACAGCAGCGGCGAGGCGCGACUUCGCGAUGUCUGCAACAUGCUCAACCCGGGGCCCAGCACCCAACACUACAUGAUACCAACAGGUGGCUGCUCAUACGAUCACAUUAUCGCGCUGAUGCGUGGCCUCGACCUACAGGACGACGGAAUUCUCCUGAACGCCAAAAUCAAGACCAUUGAGAUGGACUUCUGCAACAUUGUGCACGACGAAUCUAUGCUGUGCGAAUCCAUGGAGUAUAUGAACAGCAAGGCCCUCGCGGACAGCGAUACGGCGCUAAAGUUCGCCCUGCUCUUCUCGUCGCGCAACUUUGAUGCCCUGGCCAUGAAUUCGACUAAGGUGCGCAGCUCCAUGCUUAAGAUCCUAGAGACGAACUUUAUUAAUGCGGAUGCGUAUCGGGUUCGCGACAAGAAUCGUUUGUACAACUCUAUUACUCUGCUGGGAGAGUACUACCAUCGGGUGCGGCUGGCGGACAACGCUCCCAUUACCAUACUGGGCGAAUCGCUGCUGAAUCUGCUGACGCGCGAGCUGAACGACACUGCGGUGGUGAUCAAUACGCGCCUGGCCCGUCUCGUUCUCUCACAGAUCACGCUAAACGGGGAGAUAAUGCGCAAGCGUCACAAGGCGGAUAUCGACCAGCUGCUGUUCCACAUCAGACGGCACCUGAUCAUGCAGCCGGCGCUGACGGCUAAGGUUAAAGCCAUGCUGCUAAUGGUCCUCGAUCUGUUCUACAGUCACUUUAAGAACGUGGGACAUGAUCUGGAGGCCAUGUACACCAACUAUUUGGUGGUGGAGGAGGGCGAAGAUGAUGGCGCCAACAACAAUGGCGCCAGUGCACAGAAUUCCGCGGAAGAGAACGGCUCCAGUGCUAAUACCUCCGUCCAGGACCAGGAAUCGUACGAGGGUACAUCCCCUACUAAGAAAUGGAGCGAGCAGGUCUGCGAAGACUCCUUCUGCGACAUUGGCUAUGGUGAGGCAGAUCCGGGCGAACAGAAGUAUCAAGAUAAUGUAACAAAUUCAUAUCCUGCGAACACCGCUACCGAGCCUGGCCCGCGUCAUGUACGCCGAAGCUAUCAGCCACGCCAAGCACCGAGACCACUGAAGACGCAACAUCAUCAGCAAACGUCAGCUAACGUGGACUCCCAGUCCGACCAAUAUCCCUCCAUAGCCAGCAGUGAAGACCGCGACGAGAGCAAGCCCCUGCCCAGCUGGCGAAAGACACGCUUCAAUCGCAACCACGAGGGUGACCAGAGCAACGGUCGCUCCCGCGACCAACAGAGGCGCUUCAGCGUGAGCUGCGACGACGACCAGCACAGCGUGCGCAGCGAAAGCGGAGGCAACUUACGCCUCUAUACCAUCCAGGACCGCAGGAAGCACUCGCAAGAGAGGCACGAGCGCAACAUGAGCGGCGGUGCCAACUACAACAGCAUUGUAAACUCGAAUUGGGACCAACGGGACAGAGACGAUCGCAGUGAGCGCUCCUACAUGAGCAACUACGAGCGGGGCAACAACUACAAGCGGGGCGGGCGCUUCAAUAACCGCAACACCUACGACAAACCGCCGCGUUUCCAGAAACAGCAACAACAGCUCCAGCAGCAUCAAGUCGGUCCCCAGAAGAUACACAGCGAUACUUGGCGCCGUUCGAACACGGCUGUUAACAGCUCCUAUCAAGAUGAGAACUGUGCGUACAACUCCAACGGGCCGGAAUCAAACAGUCGCAGUUCGUCGCGGGCCCGCACCUUACCCCGACCAGCAAAGUCACAAAUGGACAAACCAAAUACGUAUCGUUACAACCAGAGUCCCGUUCGUGGUGGAGGCGCUGGGGGGCCACGUGGCUUCCCCCGCUACAGCAGUCAAAGUAGUUUGGCUAGCGAGGCCUCCAGUACAUUCGAUCGCCGCCAACAGAAUUCGCCGCAUAAUCCGCAGCACCAGCACCAACGCCAUCGCAACUUCACGCGCCGCUCACAGCCGGACAUCCAUCAGCCGCAGAACGAAGAAAACUGGGACCGCCGUGGGCAGGAACAGCCCCCUCCGGCACCCUCAGGCAAGGAGGAAAGCGAGUUGGUGCGCAAUGCACAGCAAACCACCAAGUACAUGAACUAUCUGUCCUCGCAGAAAUGAGACAGGCCUCCGGGAUGGCGAUCAACCCGUCGUCGGCGUCGACGUCAAAAGUUGAAAGAAAACCUGGGAAACCUUGAGGGAUUAUCAUAAGGAAAAUCAAUUUUAUAAACUAAUACAUUUAGUUUAUUAAUUCUAAAACAUGUUUUUGUCUAACACUUAUUAGUCCUUUGAAGAAAAUGUUCAAUUGUCCAUUGAAUUUGCUGUUAUGUUUUCCAAUUGAAAUUGUGCAACUACCUAAGAGUAGGCUGUUCUGUUUUCUGUCUGAACCUGAGCUCAAAUGUCAAACCAUACCAUAUACCCACAUAAUUAAUCUCCAGCCUCCCUAUUUUCGUCUCCACUCCGACCCGGUCACAAAUUAUCCUCAAAUCCAAACAUAGUCUCAAGCAACACGAAAAAAAUUAACACCAUACGCAUGCAUACAUUCAUUACACAUCGGAUUCAAUCAACUUGUAAAUAUCAGCAUAGUUUUAUAUGAAUGUCAGUCACACACUAUACACAAACACACACACACCCACAAGCAGUCACACUCAUUUUUAUAUUUAUAAAUAUACCAUUUUUUUAGAAACUAAGUACAAAAGUCAAGGAAUCAAGAUAAAUCCUAUUUCUAUCGAAAGUGAAGCCUGUUGGAUAAAUGUUACAUACACGUUGAGCAUAUAAAAUUGUAUUUUAGCUAAAUAUAUACAUACAUACAUAUA
Drosophila subobscura is the source of this 3295-nucleotide messenger RNA. RefSeq lists its product as uncharacterized. The coding region runs from base 363 to 2600 and encodes 745 amino acids. The transcript is spliced from 3 exons. Lineage: Eukaryota; Metazoa; Arthropoda; Insecta; Diptera; Drosophilidae. Gene Ontology annotation, biological process: regulation of translational initiation. Gene Ontology annotation, molecular function: translation activator activity. The record is from RefSeq and is a predicted model, not a curated record.